Messenger RNA from Dichotomopilus funicola, 699 nucleotides. RefSeq lists its product as uncharacterized. The coding region runs from base 1 to 699 and encodes 232 amino acids. Gene Ontology annotation, molecular function: protein binding. The record is from RefSeq and is a predicted model, not a curated record. The transcript has a single exon. NCBI's taxonomy places the organism in Eukaryota, Fungi, Ascomycota, Sordariomycetes, Sordariales, Chaetomiaceae.
AUGUCCCGCAACCCCUACCUCCUCGCGGCCGACAACCCGGCCGCCCUCCUUGCCCUCCUCCACGAACACCCCUCGCUCGCUGACGGCCAGGACGAGCACGGCUAUUCCCUCGUGCACGCCGCCGCCAGCUACAACCACUAUGAUCUCCUCCGCACCCUUAUUCGCGACUUCGAUGUCCCAGUAGACCUCAAGGACGAAGACGGGGAAACCGCCUUGUUCGUGGUCGAGACGGUCGAGGCUGCCCGGAUACUAGUGGUAGAACUGGGGUUAGAUUCUAAGAUCCGGAACGACGAAGGACAAACAGCCUUGGAGAAGAUUGAGGCCGAGGGAGAUUUUCCUGACGUCGUGGAAUACUUACAAAACUGGGAUGAGAAACCUCCUACGAGCAACGGAGCCAAUGGCAUCAACGGCACCGUUGCUCAGGAGCAGAACGGGGUUUCGGCUUCGUCGUCCGCUGAAGCGGCAGAUCUACCACCCGUACCGGAGGGUUUACAGGUGACAAUGGGUACUAUGAAUGAAGCGGAGGUAGAAGGAGGUCCGCAGCCUGACCCAGAGUUCCGACGAAGGAUAGAGGAGCUUGCUGCGAGGGAGGAUUUCCAGACACCAGAAGGGCAAGCUGAGCUGCGCAGAUUGGUGGAGGAGGCCGUCAGUGGAGAGAGCUUCAGUGGGGAACGCAGUGUUCGGCCGAGACAGGACUGA